Molecule: messenger RNA, 2516 nt
Organism: Oryctolagus cuniculus (rabbit)
Lineage: Eukaryota; Metazoa; Chordata; Mammalia; Lagomorpha; Leporidae
Gene: HRH4
Product: histamine receptor H4
Biological process (GO): chemical synaptic transmission; positive regulation of MAPK cascade; positive regulation of cytosolic calcium ion concentration
Cellular component (GO): synapse; dendrite; plasma membrane
Molecular function (GO): G protein-coupled acetylcholine receptor activity; histamine receptor activity; G protein-coupled serotonin receptor activity
Source: RefSeq, a predicted model, not a curated record
CUUGUUUCUGAGAGUCAGUUAAAGGGAAACUGUUACCACAAGUUUCCUUAUCAGGAAUCAGGAAGUACUACGAGAUCAUCUUGAGAUUAAGGAGUUGCUUUAAAAGUGGGAGAAAGCACAUUCUGGGCAUCUGGCUGGGCUACACGCGACUCAGGAUUGUCUGGCAGGACUCACUUGCUCCUGUGAAGCUCUUCUUUUAGUGCGAUGUCCAAUACUAACAGCACAACUCACUUAUCAAGCGUUAAUAUUGCUUUAGCAUUUUUAAUGUCCUUACUAGCUUUUUUUAUAACGGUAGGAAACGCGGUGGUCAUUUUAGCUUUUGUAGUGGACAAAAACCUUAGACAUCGGAGUAAUUAUUUUUUUCUUAAUUUGGCCAUUUCUGACUUCUUUGUGGGUGUGAUUUCCAUUCCUCUGUACAUACCCCACACUCUGUUUAAUUGGAAUUUUGGAAAAGAAGUCUGCCUGUUUUGGCUCAUCAUUGACUAUCUCUUAUGUACAGCAUCUGUGUAUAACAUUGUCCUCAUCAGCUAUGAUCGAUACCAGUCAGUCUCAAAUGCUGUAUCUUACAGAGCUCAGAACACAGGGAGCCUGAGGAUUGUCUUCCAGAUGGCGGCUGUUUGGGUGCUGGCCUUCUCAGUGAAUACGCCGAUGAUUCUAAUUUCAGAGUCUUGGAAGAAUGGGAGUCAGGCGUGUGAACCCGGAUUUUUUUCAACGUGGUACAUCUUAGCCAUCACAUCACUCUUUGAAAUCCUGGUCCCAGUCAUCUUCGUUGCAUAUUUCAAUGUGUAUAUUUACCGGCGCCUAAGGAAGCGUGGCAAUGUCACUAGGGACGGUGGCCAUCCUAGGCUCCCUGCUGUCCCUUCCAGUGUCUGUGGAUACCUACUCAGAUGUAGGCUACUCUCCAGGACAUCUCUUCCCCCAUCAGAGGAAGCACGUACAUCCCUUCAUUCAGAGAGACAGGGGAAAAAAGGCAGCCUUUUGACUUCCUUGCAAACUCAGACAAAGAACAAUAUAAUUGCUUCUAAAAUGAGUUCUCUCUCCCACUCAGAUUCCUUAUCCCUCCACCAGAGGGAACAUCUCAAACUGUUUAGAGCCAGUAAAUUAGCCAUCCUCUUAGGAGUUUUUGCCGUUUGCUGGACUCCCUAUUCUUUGUACACAAUUGUUCAUUCAAUUCACCCCCAAGCAGUGCACCCUAAAUCACAGUGGUACAAAGUCACAUUCUGGCUUCAGUGGCUCAAUUCCUUUGUCAAUCCCUUCUUGUACCCAUUAUGUCACAAGCAUUUUCAGAAGGCUUUCUUGAAAAUAUUUUGUCUGAAAAAGCAACCCUUACCUUCACAAACUCUGUCAUUAUCAUCUUAAAGAUAAUGUCAUCCCUUCUGUAAAUUUGUCUCCCUUUCACUUUGGUGAAUUUAAGCUGGUUUUCACUUUACCCUCUGAUUCUGUGGAACGAAUCAUAAAAUUGUAACACCUGAAACACUUUAAAAAUUUGAAGCUGGAACUCAAUGGAAAAGCAUUCCAGGGCAUAACCACCCUAUACUGAUGGACAAUAUUUUGGUAAACCCAUAGUCACAGUAGUACUAUAUUUUUUUUUUUAGCUGUCACCUCUUCCUCUCGAGAUCUUAAUAGAACAUUGCUUGUUAAAAUGAGUUUUGUUUUCCUUUCUAGGUUCAGUGUUUGUGGUACAUUCUAUAUUCCUCUUUUAUAGUAAUAUGCACACAUCCCAUCUGACAAUCAUUCCCUAACGUGUACAAUAGGGAAAGGCACCUCCUUGCUGGGGGUGGGCAGCUCUGUUGGGGUUUGAGUUGGUGAGAGCGGGGAGCUGGAGUGUGCUGAGGUGAGCUCACGUGCAUUUCCACACGGUGCCCCUGAUCCCAGGAAGGAGGAAGCACAGUGAGAGAGAGAAGAGAUGGUCGACCGGGCAGCUCUCAGAUGUCCUCGACAUUAUGUCAGAGGCCCCUGUGGCCAUGGGGUGCAAGGGGAGGGCCCAGCAACGCUCACCAGUGGUUGAAAGGAUGGUUUGUCUUCUGCCUGCCCCCUUCCCACUUCCACAUCAGCUCAAACUUCCCUUCGAGAGCAAACUGGGAGAAAGUGCAAGGCUAAGACAUGGUGAGAGCACUGUAUUGAAAAUAGUUGGACUAAAACAUUUUGGUGAAAAAAAUUUUAAAUUCAUGAGUACUUUUUUCAUCUUGCACAUUUUCCAUUAACUUUUCAAAUAUCCCUUGAAUGCAUGGAUUUUUAUUUAUUUUUUUGCAUCAAAAUAAGUUUAUCUUUUAAUUUCAUGUUCCCAUGGACAUUUUAAAGUGGCCUCAUUGUUAGGGAUUGAGUAAGGUUUGUCUUCCCAAAACUUUUGCAGCUGUUUAAACUCUGGUGUACUAAUGUUGAUGGAUUAAAGAUGGAGGCUUGGUCUAAUUGCGGGGUUUUGGAGGCGGGUCUGGUGGGAAGUGUUUGGGUUGUCUGAUCCUGAACUGUAAUCUCCAAAGCUGUGAGCUGAAAUAAACCUGUUUCCCCCCAAGAAA